Molecule: messenger RNA, 3253 nt
Organism: Phacochoerus africanus (Common warthog)
Lineage: Eukaryota; Metazoa; Chordata; Mammalia; Artiodactyla; Suidae
Gene: TRPC4
Product: transient receptor potential cation channel subfamily C member 4
Exons: 10
Coding region: 47-2980 (977 amino acids)
Biological process (GO): manganese ion transport; regulation of cytosolic calcium ion concentration; calcium ion transmembrane transport
Cellular component (GO): cation channel complex; membrane
Molecular function (GO): store-operated calcium channel activity; inositol 1,4,5 trisphosphate binding; protein binding
Source: RefSeq, a predicted model, not a curated record
UGUUUGCACUUUCAGAGACACACAAAAAAAUAGCAUGGCAUGAAACAUGGCUCAGUUCUAUUACAAAAGAAAUGUUAACGCCCCCUACAGAGACCGCAUCCCUCUCAGGAUAGUCCGAGCAGAAUCGGAACUCUCACCAUCGGAGAAAGCCUACUUAAAUGCUGUGGAAAAGGGAGAUUACGCGAGUGUCAAGAAAUCCCUAGAGGAAGCUGAAAUUUACUUCAAGAUCAAUAUUAAUUGCAUUGAUCCUCUUGGAAGAACGGCUCUCCUCAUUGCAAUCGAAAACGAGAACCUGGAGCUCAUUGAACUCCUCUUAAGCUUUAACGUCUAUGUUGGAGAUGCUCUGUUACACGCUAUCAGGAAGGAAGUCGUGGGAGCUGUCGAGCUGCUACUGAACCACAAAAAGCCCAGUGGAGAGAAACAGGUGCCUCCCAUACUCCUUGACAAGCAGUUCUCUGAAUUCACUCCAGACAUUACACCCAUCAUUUUGGCAGCCCAUACAAAUAAUUACGAGAUAAUAAAACUUUUAGUUCAGAAGGGUGUCUCGGUGCCCAGACCCCACGAGGUGCGCUGUAACUGCGUCGAAUGUGUGUCCAGCUCAGACGUGGACAGCCUCCGCCACUCCCGCUCCAGACUCAACAUCUACAAGGCCCUGGCCAGCCCCUCGCUCAUCGCCUUGUCCAGCGAAGACCCUUUUCUCACGGCCUUUCAGCUAAGUUGGGAGCUCCAAGAACUGAGUAAGGUGGAAAAUGAAUUCAAGUCGGAGUAUGAGGAGCUGUCACGACAGUGCAAACAGUUCGCGAAGGACCUGCUGGAUCAGACGAGAAGUUCCCGAGAGCUGGAAAUCAUUCUCAAUUACCGGGAUGACAACAGUCUCAUCGAAGAGCAAAGUGGAAAUGAUCUCGCGAGACUCAAAUUGGCCAUUAAGUACCGUCAAAAAGAGUUCGUCGCUCAGCCCAACUGUCAACAGCUGCUGGCGUCCCGCUGGUACGAUGAGUUUCCCGGCUGGAGGAGGAGACACUGGGCCGUGAAGAUGGUGACGUGUUUCAUAAUAGGACUUCUUUUCCCCGUCUUCUCUGUGUGCUACCUUAUAGCUCCCAAAAGCCCCCUGGGACUGUUCAUCCGAAAGCCUUUUAUCAAGUUCAUCUGCCACACGGCGUCCUAUCUGACUUUUCUGUUCCUGCUGCUGCUUGCCUCUCAGCACAUCGACAGGUCAGACUUGAACAGGCAAGGCCCACCACCAACCAUCGUCGAGUGGAUGAUAUUACCGUGGGUCCUGGGUUUUAUAUGGGGAGAAAUUAAACAAAUGUGGGAUGGUGGACUUCAAGAUUACAUCCAUGAUUGGUGGAAUCUAAUGGAUUUUGUGAUGAACUCCUUAUACUUAGCAACAAUCUCCUUGAAAAUCGUUGCAUUUGUAAAGUACAGUGCUCUUAACCCACGAGAAUCCUGGGACAUGUGGCAUCCCACGCUGGUGGCCGAAGCUUUAUUUGCUAUCGCAAACAUAUUCAGUUCCCUGCGCCUGAUCUCACUGUUCACGGCCAAUUCUCACCUGGGGCCUCUGCAGAUAUCUCUGGGAAGGAUGCUCCUGGACAUUCUCAAGUUUCUAUUCAUCUACUGCCUCGUGCUGCUAGCAUUUGCAAAUGGCCUAAAUCAGCUGUACUUCUAUUACGAAGAAACAAAAGGGUUAAGCUGCAAAGGCAUACGAUGUGAAAAGCAGAAUAAUGCAUUUUCAACGUUAUUUGAGACACUCCAGUCCCUGUUUUGGUCAAUAUUUGGGCUCAUCAACUUAUAUGUGACCAAUGUCAAGGCACAGCAUGAAUUCACUGAGUUUGUUGGUGCCACCAUGUUUGGGACAUACAAUGUCAUCUCUCUGGUUGUCCUACUCAACAUGUUAAUAGCUAUGAUGAAUAAUUCUUACCAACUUAUUGCUGAUCAUGCAGACAUAGAAUGGAAAUUUGCUCGAACAAAGCUUUGGAUGAGUUAUUUUGAAGAAGGCGGUACCUUGCCUACUCCCUUCAAUGUCAUCCCGAGCCCCAAGUCUCUCUGGUACCUGAUCAAAUGGAUAUGGACACACUUGUGCAAGAAAAAGAUGAGAAGAAAGCCGGAAAGCUUUGGAACAAUUGGGAGGCGAGCUGCUGAUAAUCUGAGAAGACACCACCAAUAUCAAGAAGUCAUGAGGAACCUGGUCAAGCGAUAUGUGGCCGCUAUGAUCAGAGACGCCAAAACUGAAGAAGGCCUGACUGAGGAGAACUUUAAGGAACUGAAGCAGGACAUUUCAAGCUUCCGCUUUGAAGUCCUGGGGUUGCUGAGAGGAAGCAAGCUUUCUACUGUACAGUCUGCUCAGGGCACAAAGGAGUCUUCUAACUCAGUGGACUCGGAUGAAAAGAGUGAUAACGAAGGCGGCAGCAAGGACAGGAAAAAGAACUUCAGCCUUUUCGACUUGACCACCCUGAUUCAUCCGCGAUCUGCAGCUAUUGCGUCCGAAAGACAUAACAUCAGCAACGGCUCCGCCUUGUUGAUGCAGGAACCCCCGAGGGAGAAGCAGAGGAAAGUGAAUUUUGUGACCGAUAUCAAACACUUCAGCUUAUUUCACAGACGAUCAAAACAACAUGCUGCUGAGCAAAAUGCAAACCAAAUCUUCUCUGUUUCAGGAGAGGUGGCUCGUCAGCAAGCUGAAGGACCCCUGGAGAGAAAUGUCCAACUGGAAUCUCGAGGAUUAGCUUCAAGGGGUGACUUGAACAUCCCGGGUCUCAGCGAACAAUGUAUAUUAGUAGAUCAUCGGGAAAGAAAUACAGACUCCCUGAGUUUACAAGUGGGCAAGAGAGUGUGCGCCUUCAAGUCGGAGAAGGUGGUGGUGGAGGACACUGUUCCAAUCAUACCAAAGGAGAAACAUACAAAGGAAGAGGACUCUAGUCUAGACUAUGAUGCAAACCUCUCAGACACGGUCACCCAUGAAGAUUAUGUGACCACAAGACUGUGAUCUGGAAGGAGGAAGUGUUUAGCAUCCAUAACACACAUUUUCUGUAGUGCUCUGGGUGGGGGGAGAUGUUUAAACGUUGAUUAGCCAAUGCUAACUUACACUUUAUAGCAUUUAUCACCUGUGGCAUAUUAACCUGUAACAUUUAAAUAAGGCAAAAGCUAUCAAAAAUCCUUGUUUUGUAGCCUGCUUUUGCUUUCACAAUUUGUUUCACAAAUUUUUUUGUUGUUGUUGUAAAGAAAUAAAUGCACCUUGUAUUCUUGUAUUGUUCCAAUA